UGUGAGUCGAGGCAGCGAGAGUGGGUGGGAGGACUUGGACUGAGCCCUGUCGCUUGGAGGCACCUGGGCGUAGCUCAGCCAAAAGGGAGACGAGCCGGUUCCUGGAGCAGAUGUUUGCCUCGCCUGCGCACCACACUUAUAAGCCAGGCUCCCGGGUUCUUCCCGAAGCUUUUUCCGGCUUCUCUUCGCCCCGAUCUCCCGAGGGUCCAAACGUGGGCAAGAUGGAACAAGCGGGGAUCUUCUCCUCCAAGCCGGCCGAACCAGUUAUCUACAAAGUCAAAGUGACGACUGGGCAAGGUCUCCUAACUGGGACCUUUGACUCCAUUUCCAUCACCUUGGUGGGGACCAACGGAGAGAGCGCCAAGCAGCUUCUGAACCGGGUCGGAACCAGUUGUGCCAAGGGAUCGGUGGAGGAGCACGAAGUCUUUUGUGACCACGACCUGGGCCCGAUCCUGCUGAUCCACCUUCACAAGGACCCUUAUUCCUUCUUCCCUGAGAACAGCUGGUACUGCAAUUCUGUCGAAGUGACAUCUCCGCACGGUGAGGUCUAUCGCUUCCCCUGUUACCAGUGGAUAGAAGGUUACUGCACCAAGUCCUUCAGAGAAGGAGCAGCCAAAACUCCAGCGGACGACACUCAUUAUCUCCAGCGGAGGCACCGCCGUGAGGAACUGGUGCUGAGUCAUACAAAAUAUGGUCUCUGCCUCACGGCAUUCUGUAGCAAUUUCUCAUUGGCAAACACCGUUCACAGGACUGCCUGUCCAUCGUUCAUUCGUUCUCCCUCUCUCUUAUCAAUUUAUCUACACAGGUGGAAGGAAUACAUCCCGGGAACUCCAUAUUGUGCCGAUAUCGAUACAGACAUGACGAUGGAGUACAAUAUCCAGUACUCUUUCCCCAAAACCACUGCCUUUUUCGGGCGUGGCACCCUCGCGCUGUUUGAGGCCAAAAUGAAGGGAUUCCUGGACAAACCUUACUCCUGGGAGAAGCUUGAGGACAUCCGCAAGGUCUUCUGGUUCUACCACACCCCUGAAACAGAGUAUGUGUUCAGGCACUGGAAAGAUGACGAUUUCUUCGGCUACCAGUAUCUGAACGGAAUCAACCCUGUGUUGAUCCGGAAAUGCACCAAAAUCCCAGAAAACUUCCCUGUGACCCAGGAGAUGGUGGCCGGGCCUUUGGGCGAAUACACUACCCUCAAGGAAGAGUUGGAGAAAGGAACCAUCUACCUAGCAGAUUACAAGUUGCUGGAGGGUGUUCCUACCAUCCUUGUGAACGGCAAAGAGCAAUACAUUGCUGCCCCUCUGUGUUUGCUUCACCAAAAGCCUUCUGGAGAAGUCCUUCCUUUAGCCAUCCAGUUGAGCCAGCGCCCAGGUCCCCAAAGUCCCAUUUUCUUACCCACCGACGAAGAGUGGAUCUGGACCUUAGCCAAGACCUGGGUGCGAAACUCCGAAUUCCACAUCCACGAGGUGAACACCCACCUGCUCCGUGGACACCUGAUGGCGGAAGUCUUUGCGGUGUCAACACUGAGGCAGCUGCCUAUGUGUCACCCCCUGUACAAGCUUUUGAUUCCUCACCUCCGUUAUUCCAUCCAUAUCAACGUGCUGGCCAGAACGUACCUUAUCAGCCAAGGCGGUACCUUUGACAAGGCCAUAGCAACCGGGCGCCGAGGGUUAGCUGUGCUUCUUAAAAAGUGCCUGGACAACCUGACCUACACGGAUCUGUGCCUCCCUGAGGACAUCGAGGCCCGAGGAGUCGGUUCGCUUGCCGAUUACUACUACAGGGACGACGGGCUUAAGAUAUGGGAUGCCAUUGAGAGCUUUGUCUCUGGCAUCGUGGAACUGUACUACAAAAGCAACUUGUCUGUCCAGAGAGAUUACGAGCUUCAGGCCUGGAUCUGUGACAUCUUCACAAAGGGCUUUCUGUCCAAGCGGUCGUCAGGCAUCCCUUCCUCCAUCCGCUCUGUUCCGGAACUCAUCAAGUUUCUGACCAUGGCGAUCUUCACCUGCUCAGCCCAUCACGCGGCCGUAAACAGUGGGCAGUUUGAAAUGGGUGCCUUCAUGCCCAACUUGCCAUCGUCCAUGAGGAAACCUCCGCCGGACGUUAAAGCCCCAGUGACGCUGAAGGAGUACCUGGACAUCAUCCCCGAGAUGAACACCACCAGCCAAGUCCUCGCCGUCAUCUGGGUCUUGCGGAACGAGAAUUUUGACAUGAGACCUCUGGGGCAAUAUGACGACGAGCACUUUGUCGAGGAGGAACCGAAGCAGCUCAUAACGGCUUUUCAAGAGCGCCUGGCGCACAUUUCCGAGGAAAUCAAGAGCAGGAACAAGUCGAUGAAGUUUCCUUACACCUACCUCUGCCCAGACAACAUAGAGAACAGCACGUGCAUAUAGAAAUCUGGUUUUG
Messenger RNA from Podarcis raffonei (Aeolian wall lizard), 2397 nucleotides. Its product is annotated as arachidonate 12-lipoxygenase, 12R-type-like. NCBI's taxonomy places the organism in Eukaryota, Metazoa, Chordata, Lepidosauria, Squamata, Lacertidae. The coding region runs from base 111 to 2384 and encodes 757 amino acids. Gene Ontology annotation, molecular function: iron ion binding; protein binding; oxidoreductase activity, acting on single donors with incorporation of molecular oxygen, incorporation of two atoms of oxygen. The transcript has 14 exons. The record is from RefSeq and is a predicted model, not a curated record. Gene Ontology annotation, biological process: linoleic acid metabolic process; lipid oxidation.